This is a messenger RNA of Blepharisma stoltei, 330 nucleotides long. The record is from the annotation of a GenBank genome assembly. Lineage: Eukaryota; Ciliophora; Heterotrichea; Heterotrichida; Blepharismidae.
AUGAAAAUAAAUAAAUCCAGCAUCCCACGUCCUCAUGCAGCAGUAAAUGAAAUCUACAUCACUCGUAAAAGACCUAUUCAAGCUUAUAUCAAAAGAGCGGAAAAGCUAAUGGAACAAGAAAUUAAAGAACUGAUAAUUCAUGGCAGUGGAAUGGCAAUACCAAGAGCAUUAGAUGUGGCUAAUAAUUUAAGAAGAUUUUACAAUUCUUUUGAAAUUCAGACUUCAUCUGUAGCAGUUGUCGAUGAGCUUGAUCAUUCUGAAAAUUGUGAAGAUGAUUCAAGGCUAAGGCUAAUCCCAGCAGUACACAUAAGAUUGUCUGAUCUUAAAUAA